GGAUGAUGGAUGGCAAUCGUGUCAUGAUCACAGCCUGUUCCUUCAUCCAGCCAUGGUCUCAGCUUUCUCUUGCCCAGAAAAGAGGCUUGAGUCUUGAAUACAGCAAGGGCUGCAACUGCACAGUCAUGUCCUGCCUUUCCAUGCCAUGUUUCAUCUCUUCUGACAACCAGUGCCUAUGGACAGAUGGGAUCAUGUCCCGGAUAUGGGAUGGUCUUCAGACCAAACGCCUGGCGUGCCUGCCACGAUCUGAGAGCUCUAACUUCUGCACCUGGCAAUCCCUGACUGCCCAAGGACCUGGCUCCCUUCGCAAGUCUCGCCUCCUGAGGCAGUAAACGUCUAUGGACUCUGGAGUGUACUCCUCUCCCUGACAAUCCCUCCGUUUCUAUCCGAGUUGUCUCUUUUUAAAUAAAUGCCAAUUCCAACAA
Molecule: messenger RNA, 425 nt
Organism: Thamnophis sirtalis
Lineage: Eukaryota; Metazoa; Chordata; Lepidosauria; Squamata; Natricidae
Source: RefSeq, a predicted model, not a curated record